Boleophthalmus pectinirostris (great blue-spotted mudskipper) is the source of this 5048-nucleotide messenger RNA. It is a transcript of the gene dennd3a, whose product is annotated as DENN/MADD domain containing 3a. The transcript is spliced from 30 exons. Gene Ontology annotation, cellular component: cytoplasmic vesicle. Gene Ontology annotation, molecular function: protein binding. Gene Ontology annotation, biological process: regulation of Rab protein signal transduction. The record is from RefSeq and is a predicted model, not a curated record. Bases 196 to 3975 code for a protein of 1259 amino acids. NCBI's taxonomy places the organism in Eukaryota, Metazoa, Chordata, Actinopteri, Gobiiformes, Gobiidae.
CUAAACUUGAGCCAAACUUUACUCCCAGUGCGCCAGUCUGUUACAUUGAAUCACAUCGCGCUCCCAGCUGGACAAACAUCAAACUUUUGCGCGUUUUCUCACUUUAUUAACGGACCCAUUUACACGAGGAUUUACCGAUGACAAUUUAUAUCCUCUGUACGGUGGAGGUGGAUCAGUAAAACCAGGGAGUGUGUGAUGGAGCUUCCGUCUGGACUCCUGGAGGCCUGUGUGGUGGUGGGAGCCUCCAGUGAUAAACUCCGGGACAUUUACCAGAUUGUUCAGCAGAGUAAAUCCAGUGAGUUCCCCUCUCUGGAAGCUGAAGUGCUACAGGUUCAUGCCCCUCCAUUUGUGUCCAAGGAGACAAACUCCAGCCAGCCAGCGUUCAGUCGUGUGCAAAGACGAAAGAGUUUCAUUAAGAAGAAAAGGCGUGAACGAACAGAAACUGUGUCUAAUGGAGAAUCUUCAAAUCGAGCUGAAGUUUCUUCGGUAACGGAGGACAUCAGCGUUCCCAAAGACCUCGAUCUCAUUGCUUUACCUCAGCUGUGUUUUCCAGGUGGUCUUCAAUUGGCCAGUGAGCAAAAAGAAGACACUUACCACUUCCUGGUUUUUACCGACUUGUUUGGAAACCGAACCCAUGGAGUGGUGGCUCAGUACUACAGGGCUGUACAGGCUUGUCAGGAGAAUGGUCACAGAUGGAAUUCAACCAAACAUCGUCUUUUCACUCCCUUUGCAAUCUGUGUCAUCUCCAAGUUCCCCUAUUACAACGCUCUGAGAGACUGUUUAUCAUGUCUUCUGGUCCAGCUGCGGCCGGCCCGACAGUCAGAUUUUGAAGAGAAAAUCAAAGAGUUUUCUGCAAAAUUAUCACUAGUCCCAUUACCGCCUCCAGGACAGCUCCAUGUGUCGUUCAACCUUCAACCUCUCCAAGUGGUCCUUCCGUCCAGAGAGGAUCAGGACAGUCCUGUUAUAGACCUUGACCUCCAUCUUCCUUUUCUUUGUUUUUCUCAUGCAACUUUACUGCAGAUCCUCUCCUGCCUCCUUCAAGAACAAAGGAUGGUUUUCUUCUCCUCUGACUGGUCCAGAUUAACUCUAGUGGCUGAAAGUCUACUCAUAUAUCUGCAGCCUCUGUCCUGGCAGCAGCCCUAUGUCCCUGUACUGGCCAGGGGAAUGCUGGAUUUCCUCAUGGCUCCCACUGCUUUUCUUAUGGGCUGUCACGUCUGUCAUUUUGAAGAAGUGGCUGCAGAGACAGAGGACCUCAUCUUGGUGAAUGUCGAUGAGGGCGUGAUUCAGUCAUCCUGGUCUGACAGCAUUGAACUCCCAGCUGUCCCUUUGCACGCUGCCGAGAGCUUUAUUUCAAGAGUGGAGAGUCUUCAGAUUCACUAUGAUUUAGAGCUGUGCCAUCUUGGAUCAGGGACAGACGUGAACGUGAUAAGGACCCAGCGCAGAGACUGGCUGCGGAGACUCAACACUCAGAUACAAAACAUCGCACUCGAGCUGGUUGUCAACAUCUUCAAGGGUGUCCAGGACUUCCUUAACCAUGAGCACAGAGUUUUCAACAGUGAAGAGUUUCUUAGGACCCGUGAACCAGCCGACCAACUAUUUUACAAGAAGGUCUUAGAAACCCAUAUCUUCCACUCGUUCUUGCGGGACAGGCUGAACAGGAAGAGCGACACCUACAGUCGAAUGGAGCAGAGCAUGCGUAACCAUGCCCACAGAAACCGCGCCAUGACCGAGACCCCGUCACGGCGCCCCCCGAUGUCCGAACUGUCCCGCAGCGGAUACAGCAGCUACACCAGCCCCGACCACAGACUGAGCAAGAAACUGGGAGCUAGCAUGCCCAAUCUGCAACAGCCCACAGCAGACACUCUCACUGUCGUCAUCCCCUGCCGACCUGCCUCACUCAGGAAAAUGACUCCAGAUAUAGGUUUAAAAUUUCAAAACAAGCCAGUCAAAAUGUUCAAGCUCCCAGAUUUCCCCCCUCCGUUGGCGUAUCAUUAUGUCCAAAAGUAUUAUCUAAACAUGGUCGAUGCACUGAAGAGCGCCAUCGACUCCACCCCACCUGAAGAGGCAGCACUGCUCGCCAGGUAUCACUAUUUGCGUGGUCUGGUGAACACCGUGUCGAAUCGGCCUCUUGAAGCUCUUGAAGAUUUCCAGAGUCUUUACAAAACAGACGCUGACAUCUUUCCCUCUCAAAUGGUCAAGUCUCUAGUCGACUCGCUGCCUGAGACCGAGCGCAUGCUGAUGGAAAAACGGCCUGAGAUCAAACGCCUCAUAAGCCGACUGAAACGCGACCAGGAGCGAGAGCGAGCGCAAAAUGGUAAAAGUUACGAAGACGGGACGGUGAAAAGGUUCAAACUACCCAAAACCUACAUGCACCUGGACGAGUUUGUGAAGUGUGUCCAAGAAUCCGGCAUCGUCAAAGACCAGGGCACCAUUCAGAGGCUGUUUGACGCCAUGACCGUAGGACACCAGAAACAGGUCAGUCCCGACUUGUUCCGAGUGUUUUAUACCAUCUGGAAGGAGACAGAGGCUGAAGCACAAGAGGUUUGCCUCCCUGCAUCAGUGUUGGAGCACAUUGACCCAUCUGAGUGUGUCUUUAAGCUUUCCUCCUCAGUAAAGACGAGUAGAGGAGUGGGAAAAAUCGCUAUGACCCAAAGACGCUUGUUCUUGCUCACUGACGGGCGCCCCGGGUACGUGGAGGUGGCUCAGUACAGAGACUUGGAGGAGGUGAAAGUCUCCUCUGCUCCAAUUCUGCUGUUGAGAAUUCCCAGUUUGAAGCUGAGGGUGCGGGGACGGAAAGAUGCAUUCGAGGCAAAUCUGAAAACGGAAACAGAGCUGUGGAAUCUGAUGGUGAAAGAAAUGUGGGCUGGACGGAUCAUGGCCGAUCAACAUAAGGACCCUCAGUACAUGCAGCAGGCCCUGACCAACGCUCUGCUGAUGGACGCUGUUGUGGGGAGUCUUCAGAGCAGUAAAGCCAUCUUUGCAGCUUCUAAACUGGCUCAUUUUGACCGCAUACGAAUGGAAGUGCCCAUGAUGGUUCCCACGACGACGGCAGAGACACUAAAACACAAAAUUAACCCUUCGCUGGAGCUGACGGCUACUCAUGCUGUAGAUGUUCUCCUCUACACGCCAGGGCAACUGUGGGUGUCUGUGAGCGGGGGGAAGGUGAUGGUUUUCGACGCCUCCACAUGGUCCCUCACUCACACCUGUCAAGUCGGGACCGCCAGACUGAACUGCAUGCUGGGAGUGGACACAGACCAGGUGUGGAUGGGGUCUGAGGACUCUGUGAUCUACAUCAUCAGUUUGGUGUCGAUGGUGUGUAACCGUCAGCUGACCGAGCACCGCGCCGAGGUCACCGGGCUCGCUCUGGACAUGGAUAAAUACAACCAGAAGGUGGCGUACUCCUGCAGUGUAGAGGGAACCGUUAUGCUGUGGGACAUCGCAACAUUACAAGUAAAAAAGCACUUUCGUCUGAGCUGUGAUCGUCUACAGUUUGUGACCAGUUACAAUGGGACUCUGUGGUGCUGUUCGAGGGACUGUGUGAUGGAGGUGUGGAGGAGCGGCAACAUAAGGCACCGUCUACAUUUACCCGAACAGCAAAAAGGAUCACUGGCAACUUUCAGCUCAAUUCUGCUUCUGCCUGAGAUCGAGGAGAUGUGGAGCAUUUGUUCUGAAUCUGGUGAGAUCGCGAUUUGGCACAUGAAGGACAGGAGCAGACCAUUUCACAGAGUUUUGCUGCCAGACUGCGUUGGGUGCCACUGUAUAAUCAAAGUCAAAAACCAGGUGUGGAUCGGAGGCCUGGGCCGCAGUUCAACCAAAGGAAAGAUUUAUAUCCUAGAUGCAGAGCGCCACCAAGUGUUGAAGGAGCUCCAUGGACACACAGACAGAGUGACUGGGCUGUGCUCUGCUGAGGACCGCUACGUGCUCAGUGGAGCAGCCAAACAGGAUGGAAAAAUCGCAAUAUGGAAAGUGGAGUAAAACCAUUUUUAACUCAUGAAUGUUCAACACUUUAUGAGGUCAUUUGGCCUGAGAAAAAAACUGGGAAAUACUGAAACGUUGUAUAACGUUUGAAUCUAACUCCAAUGUGAAUUUGAAAUGAAGGCUCCAUGUGAUGGUCAUGUGAAGAACAAAGAUCUGUUUACAAUAAAAUCUCCAACAGAGCAGCCUCCACCUGCUGAGCAACUCCCAGUGUAAGUCCAACACAAGGAUGACAAAACUUAUGUAAAGGUACAGUUUGUAACUUUCUGGAAGUGGCAGGUCACCCGCAUGACCCCAUGGAAACAGGAAGUUAAAACAUUACUUCGGAACAUUGUCCAUGGAGAGAAAUACGUUUUGUUCCGUAUUGUGGAAUAUUAUAGCCAAAGGAACAACCAUGGACUGUAGAUCAGGAGGAGCCAAAGAGGAGGGUUUGUGGAGAUGCAAUCCAAAAUGAAAAAAUAAAAAAAGCAAAAACCUUAUUUUAUUUUAGUAUUAUUUUGGCCAAAACAUUACAUACUGUGGCUUUAACUUUGCUGAAUAAACUAGUUCAUUUAUUUUUCAUAUUCAAACAGUGUUAUACAGGAAGUGCAUAAAAACUGAAACUGCAUGUUCUAUUGUUGCCUUUGUAUCUCUGUCUAUGAUUGUUUUGGCUGGACUCAACAUAAAGGUGCCAUUACACAAACUGGAAAAAUAUACUUUGCACAUGAAAUGACAGAUAUUAAACUUUUACUAAUGUAUAUUAAAUGUCAUAUUUUAUUAUUUUAAGUAUAACUCUUUGUAUCAUUGUAAACAUUUUAGCUUUAACAUAAACUAUAUUGUUGUAUUAUAAAUGCUAGCAAUGUAAUUCUUGUGUAAAAUAAGCGCAAGGCUACAAGUUGGUCAAUUAUUCACUACUCUCAUGUUAAAAAUUGUUUUGGACUAUUAUUAUGCUUCAAGUCAACUGUAACAAAUUUUAUUUUAAAAGCAAAAAAGUCAUACAUGUUUUACAUUAAAGUUUAUAUUUGACUGAAUUCGAUGAUUGUAAAAACUGGAUACAUGUUAUUAUAUUAUAAUCUGAUAAAAUGUAUCAACAA